Messenger RNA from Bactrocera latifrons, 1506 nucleotides. RefSeq names its product angiopoietin-2-like. The transcript has 7 exons. The record is from RefSeq and is a predicted model, not a curated record. Lineage: Eukaryota; Metazoa; Arthropoda; Insecta; Diptera; Tephritidae. The coding region runs from base 7 to 1413 and encodes 468 amino acids.
GAAAGCAUGAAGCCUUCUCCAACUGUCAAAAACUUGGUUCUACAUGUCGUAGUGUAUUUGCUUAUCAACGCGGUGACGGCAAAAGGAUCUAAUACUAGUAGCAAUUCAACAGAUAAUCGGCGCGCCGUGAGGAACAGACUUCUAACGAGAAAGAAUGCAGGUAGCGUUGCGACAUUGGACACACAGAACAUUAAUGAAGAAAGUCUAGCGCCUAAUAUAGACAGCAAUACGACGGAUGAUGCAUUGGACAAUUUCGUACAAAAAGUUUCGACAAGCACAAAAACAAUUUCAAAUUUUACCGAAGUAAUUGAUAAUUCAACAGAUCGGAUAGAAGACGACGCUGAUGUUGAGAAAAGGGAAAUCCAAGGCAAAAACGAUGCUGAUGAUGAUGAUGAUGGAAGUAAUAGAAUGAGCGAGUUGAAGAACAAAUUUACGCGUAGACCAUUUGCCGGAAAACCAUACAACGCGAAUUCCUCUAGUGUUACAACAAUUGUUAUUGGGGCUAAUGAACUUGGCGACUUUAAGCGAAAUUUUAAAAAUUUAUUACGUGGGUCACAAGCGGAACCAGUAUUGACAACGGUAAUAAAAACCAAAUCUGUAUUGAAAGACAAUAAGUGGAUAACAGCUACAGAGAAAAGCUUUAUAUAUUAUCGUGAUCAAACAAAGUUACCGGAAAUUUCAAAAACUACUACCAAUAGCCAACAAUUUAGAAGUGAAGGCACAGAGAAAACGUUCAACAUAGAUCCACAUAAAUUAGACUAUGUACAAGUAAAUGCCGGUCUCCGUAGCGUUGACGAUGAUACUUUACCCAUCAGCUGUGCUGAGAUUAUGAAGCAAAAUAUUGGCACCCCUAAUGGAGUACAUACAAUAUACGUUUUUGGUUACGGACCGACCGAAGUAUACUGCCUUGCCGAUCCUGUAGAUACGGGUUGUGCAUGGACUGUAUUUAUGCGUCGCGUAAAUACUGGUGAUUCAUUUGAUCGAAACUUUGAGGAAUACAAAUUUGGUUUCGGCGAGCCACAUGAAAGUUUCUUCCUCGGUCUGAAUCGUAUUUAUGUGCUAACAACCGAAACAAAGCAGGAACUGGGUAUAUUUACGAAAUUUGAAACAAACGAUAUUGAAGUGGAAAAGUAUACAUACUUUGUAUUGGGCGAUGAAGAAACCGGCUAUAGAGUGGAAGAGUUGGGCGCAUUUUCGAGAACAUCUGCUAUAAGUCGUCUAACGCGAUUUGCGAAAUUUUCUGCUCGCGAUUUGGAUAAUGGCAUUCAGCAUAAUAAAUGUGCCCAGGUGCUCGGUAUGGGCUGGUGGUAUUCGGAUAAAUGUAAGAGCGCUAUUAAACUAAGUGGAGUACGUGCGUAUGUAAAUGCACCCACAAUAAUGGGCUUACGACCAAUAAACUGUAAAAUUUGGUAAUGGUGCGCGCAACUCAGUCAAAGUAUUAUUACAUAUUUUACUCUAAAAUAUAAUAAAGACAAUAUGGGAAUAUUGAAAUUCGAGAAAAAUCUA